Molecule: messenger RNA, 7262 nt
Organism: Paramuricea clavata
Lineage: Eukaryota; Metazoa; Cnidaria; Anthozoa; Malacalcyonacea; Plexauridae
Source: the annotation of a GenBank genome assembly
AUGUUUGUUAUGUUAUUUAGCAAAACAGGGAAGAAAAAGUAUCUCAUCAAUGAUGAACCGAAAGAAAUUAAACCAUAUCUGGAGAAGAAAAUUUAUGAGAAUUUUAGUUUAACAAAAGAAGAAAUAAAGGAGAUUGUUGUUCGUCCUGCUGGCAUGAAUAUCAACGAGUGGCUCGCUACUCACAGUAAGUAUUUCUAUACGUGUAUUUCUUUAGUGAUCGCUCACGUCCAGUCAAAUAUGUUGUUUGCACGUGAUUUAUAGUGUUUUUUUAGCAAUUUUCAUUUCAACUUUUUGGCUUACAUACGAAAACAGAUAUUUCUGACUUGUUUGACAUGAAAAUAAAAGAUUAAUGUUGAAAAUACUAAAAAUAACAAAUUAUUUCGCAUUGAUGCUUGUAUUUCGCAUUGUAUUAAUAAUCCAGCGUUUCUUUUAAUUUAUUUUUGUUGUUUGUUUUAUUGUGUUAAAACUUUUCAAAAUAGUCAACAACAACUCGUAACUGUUUUAUUAGGUUUAGCAUAAAACAAUACAUGUGAAUUGAGUUGAAUGACAGGACUUACAUAAGUUUCGGCAUCAGUUCAACUGUUCAAGAGUUCAUUGUUGUAGACAGUAUUAUUUCAGUCUGUGACACAACAAGUUGAAAAUUUUUAGCAUUAUAAAAGACAAAAUGGUGAACGUCAACACGUAAAAGACAAAACUACAGUAGUCAAUAACAUACGUACUGUUCGAAUUCUGAAAAAUUUAGGAUUAUAAUUGAAAAAGUGGCGCUUUGUUCCAAUAAUAAUACCGAGCCACGAAGAUUCCACGCGCGAGGAUGGCGCCUGAUCUAUAUAAAUGUCCAGACACACUGGGCGCGAUUCGACAACGCGACGCGAUUUUUCGAUUUUCACUGGCCGACAACAUUGAUCCUAGUUUAAACUUUCCAAAUAUUUAGAAGCGUUAUAACAUUUUGAGUUAUUUGGUGUACAUACCUUUUAAUUUUCCCUCAUUGACUGUUUUUUAAUUAUUAACUUUCAAAAACUAAAAAAUCGCGUCGCGUUGUCGAAUCGCGUCCGGUGUGUCUGGACCCUAAAUUGUGUUUUUUAAAUGGUACUAAUUAUAUCUGUAGGGAGCUACCUUAAAGGGAAAUGGCAAUAUAUUUUUUUAUUUUCUCGUUUAAAAGAACAUUUAAAACCAUAUAUAAAACUCUUUUACCGUUUUUUCAUAUCUUGCUUACUUCUACAAAUAUUUUAAUCGAAAGAAAUGAAAUGUCCGCCAUCUUGGAUUUUUGUAGAUAUGCAUGUUACGUCACAACAGGGGUCAUGCAAUAUUUUUAUCUAGACAACCACUGAUCAUUUUGCACUAAAAAUUAUACUCCGUAUGCCCUUGGAAAUAUCAAGGUCAGUUGAAACCUUUAAAACAUCUACCAAUCAAUAUUUGGUCAACAACGAAUACUUUUAUAUGGUUAAUCCCUGUUGUGACGUCACCAAAACUACCGUUAAUGAGAUAAAAAAAUUAUCCAAGAUGGCUGACAUCUCAUUACUUCAAGUGAAAAUAUUUCAAGAACUAAGCAAGAUAUGAAGAAUCGGUAAAAGAAGUUAUUAAAUAAUUUCAAAAGUUCUUUCAAAUGCGAAAAUAAAAAAAUAUAUUGCCAUUUCCCUUUAAGCGGACACCUUCUAGACCAAAUUGGACGAGAGAGUAUACGAUUACGUAUUGAUGAUAUUCAUGAAAAGCAUUGCUAACAAGCAUUAUUUUUCAGUCUGUGUGCUCCUUUUAUUAAAGUUAAAUUCACGUACGAUUUUCAAUUUAAAGUGUACAAAAUGUCGUCGAAAAAAUGAAAAUUUACAUUAUUUUUAUCUGCCGCCUAGUUGAUUUCUCCUGCCUCGUUUCCAGGCUCUGUUCUUGUUUUGUUAAUUUGCACUGCAGAAAUUGACCUUAUGCAUAAUAACGUCACAAGGCUUGAUGCCCGCGAGGAGUGCUGGUCUUAGUAGUCAUCGAUCGCCCAGGAAAAUUUCCAUAGUGGCCAUUUUGAAUUGUUUAAUUUUCCCGGGCGAUGACUACUAAGACCAGCAUUCCUCGCGGGCAUCAAGCCUUGUGACGUCAUUAUGCAUAAGGUCUAUUGCACAGUGUGCACUGCUCUUAGCAAAUCAGAAUCGAGUAAUUCAUGUAUGUUAUUGGUAUUUGUGUAAUGUUGCCUUUCUUUAUUUUCUUUUUGAGCAUUAACACUGUUCAACAGCAUCAAUCAAAUUUAUGGAGCAAUUACAGAGUUUUGUACUGCGACCACAUGUCCAAGCAUGACUGCUGGUACAGUGUAAGUACACUUUUGCUGUUUAUAUAAAGAGCGUUUAUACUUAUUUGUAAACAAGUUGGUCUGAUGAUGAUUCUGUACUAGAAUCAAAACAUAACCAUAUAACCACACAGGGCUCGGAUAGAGAAAAAAAUAUGGCCUGCCUGGCUAAAAAUUUAUUUCAUCUGCCAAAAAAAAUUUAGACUGCCAAAAUGGCAAUGUCUCAUAUGAGUCAUAUUGUAAAAAUAGGUACGCUAGGCGUACAUGUAUCUGCGCAAAGGAAUUCCAUGGUUGCUAUAAAAAAAAUUAAUUCACAAUUAUUGAGUAAACUGCUGGCUAUAUAGUGAAUAAGAAAAAAUAUGCUAAAUUAGACAAAACACAACCCGACCCGCGUUUCAUUUUCCGCAUGCAGCGUCUAUACCGUAUACGCUAACGGCAAGCUCGGUAAAAGCUAGCGCAAACAAUUUUUUUAUAUUUAAUUAUAAUCACUAUAUAGCCGGCAGUUUACUAAAUACCCGACUGCCAGCUAUAUACUAGUCACUUUGUUUAUAUUUGACAAAAAAUGUUCAGAUUGCAGUCUCUUCUCUACCGCAAUCAACUGUCAGAAAACCACCACUGUUAAUUUAUAAUAAAAACAGAUUAAGAGUUAUUUAUGAAAUGGUUACAAAAUUGCUGAGGUAAAUACUGUACCCACAUUUAAUGUAUGCCGUAUGGUAAAUGAAAAAAAUGCAUACAAUCUGUAAAGAAAUUUUAUUAACUUUAACUCAGCUUAUGAAGCAAUCCUAUAAUCCAAACAUGUCCUGUGACUAAUGCACCACAUGACAAAAUCUUAACGUAACAUAAUAAUUCUAAAUGCUGUGACUAUAUAAAAUGUACCGUAUAUAUAUAUAUAAACAACAUUUUGACAUCCCAUACAGUAUACAUUAAUUAUGAAUAGACAGUCGAUAUUAUUAAAAGCAUGCACGGUCACUCACGAAAAAGCUUUACGAUGUUACUUUGGGCAGUCUUCUAGGAACAAAAACUUUUUUUAUCGGAGAAUUUUGACUUAUAUACAUAGCCAGGGCAAAAUAAAUACCUCGUCACUCUGCAGAAAGCCGCCAUCUUUGUUUUACUGCCUGUUCGCAGGCGUACAGCCCUAAUUAGUCGACCUGAGUGUUUAACGCACGCACGCGUGCACACACAACUCGAUAGCAUGGUAUCUAGCGCUACGCGCAGAUACAAAAAUCAAUGUUUUCAUGAUAUGCAUUUUAUUAUUUUUAAACUUGUCUAUUUUACUACAGUAAACUUGGAUUUGCAUUUCAAAUCUAAACGUAUUUAGUCAACUAAAUGAUCUAGUAUGUAUGAGUUGUGAUAAGCAAAUGAAAUGAAAUGUAUCUAUAGGAUUUCACCUGCAAUUUUUUUGACUUGGCAGUUCAAAUUUUUUUUUGCCUGACAUUUCUAAAAUAUGGCCUGCUUUUGGCCAUUGGCAGCCCGCUAUUUCGAGCCCUGUAACCAUGCACAUAUUGUUUUAGUCCAUAUCUAGGAUCUGAAGAUGUUUUCAUUUGUCCGUUAGCCAUCAAACUAUGGGGCUCGCUCAGGCUCGCCCCAAUUAAAUAUUUGUGACAAUGCCAACAUGGUAAAUUAAAUAAACAUUAUGCGAAUUACGUAUUGUGAUCAUUAUUUGGCGACUCUCUUUUCGAAAACACCUGGGAUAUACAGUAUAAGGCUUGCAAGCAGGGCAGGAAAAAAGAAUUUUCUUCCUGGGAGCACAACCUGCAUGAGACAACAAUCUUCUGCAGACCAAUGGAGUAUUUUUGUUUUGAAUCUUCAUGUGCAUGCAUAAACUUAUAGUGUUCUAGCUGACCAUGGUUGUAAAUUCAAGGAAUAAUGUCUGUCAACCAUAUCUGUAUGUUGUUGCGCCCAUAAUGGGUCAUAGGUGUUAAGGUUUCCUUCAAAUUUUCAAUAGCAAAUCUUCAUUCAAACGAAUUUCCUGCAGCUGUUUAACAUUUCCUGCGAGCACUAGUGCUCGGCUCGCCUAUUUUUUCCACCCCUGCUUGCAAGUAGCUAAGGGAAUGCAUGCAUAGUUUAUAUUAGCAUUCCGUUCCAAAACGUUUAGCCACAUGCAAUUAUUAUACAUUGUAUAGUUGGUAAAAGCAAUUUGAUUGGCUAAGAGCUUACAGUUAAAUCACGCAAUCUACACAAAAUACAGUUAUCUGCUAGCAGAUAACUGAGUUAUCUGCAAAUGAGCCUGCAAUGAUUAGCAAGCGGUAUCUAUUUACCACAAACAAAGGAUAACUAGCAAAGCAAACUUUUGAACAAACGUAGAAAAAAUGUGAAUAUGGAUAGGUUUUCAUAAAUAAAGUUUUUCAUGCGUUAAUACUAUGUUUAUUAUUCUUCAAAUGUAUAAUAAAACAAUUAUUGAAUUCGGUUGUUGCGAUAUGCAAAAUUAUCAAGGUCUCGGUAAGCGUUAUCAGCCUCGCCUUCGGCUCGGCUGAUAACGCUUACCUCGACUUUGAUAAUUCCGCAUAUCACAAAAACCUUAUCUAAUGAUAUUUUUUGUACUAAUAUUACUUACAAUAUUUUUUGCUAAAUUUUCAAACGGAGAAUUGCUAACAGAUUGUACAAUUUCGCUUUUUCCUAGCAUAUACAGUUGGUAUGGGCGCAAAGGCAAAAUAUCAGCACCACAAUAUAUUGACUUGGUGAUGACACAUAUACAAAAACAUGUUGAAGAUGAAUCUUGUUUACCGUCAAAAUAUGGUAAGAUUGAUGCGCGUUUAUUUGAUUGGGGAUGCAGGUAGCUCAUGCAUGGGAAUGGGAAAUACAAAUUGCUAUGCCGUUGACUGUAUUGCAAUGAGAGACGUUUUUCUAAUAUGUUGUGAACCAGUUGGAAAUGAAAAAAGCCUGAGAAUAUUCAGUUUCAGGCUCAAAAUGAAGUGUGGUUAGUAAAAUAAAUGUUUCUCAAAACUGUAGCAAUCGAUAUUCCGAGCGGAAAACGAAGUUGUGUUAAAAAUAUAUUUCAUAUUUAUUUCUAUUCGCUUAUUCAAAUUUGAAUUUUCUAACCGUUUAUACCGCUGUAUAUAAAGACUAGCGACCUUAAGCAUGUAGGACGGGAAGUGAACGCGACGGCGACGGCAAACGAACUCGUUGAACCAAAUGAUUGCACAAAAAGACAUGCGUCUAUUAUCCAUCGUAUGAAAAUAAUACAGUUCAAGGAUCAAGAUUAACACAGGGUUUAUGACUGAAAAAACUUCUAGGACCCAAUUUAAAAUAGCACGUGGCGACGUCUAAAACAUUCGUGCCUUCGUGGGAUUUUGUUGAAUUGAUUUUGCAUGUUCGUAUCUGACAAAGCUGUUUCAAAUUCAUUAAUGUUGCGUUUUGAACAAUUCAACGUCACAUUUUACUGAUUUCUAACGCCUUCUCUUAUAAUCAGUAUUUAGUGCUUCAAUUUGCUGAUACAUGGCCUUGAAUGUCCUUAAAAAGUCCUUGAAUCUGACUCUAUCUGAAUCUGACUCUACGCACCCUGAUAUAAUCAAGUAGUAUAUUAUACAGUAUGCGUUAUACAGGGUGUAUCAAAAAAAGCGCAAUCCUCGACUGAAAUGUAAAUUGCUAAACAAAUAAUAGAUGAAAACGUUAAAGUUUACAUUCAUUUUAAAGCGUAGCCAUUCAGCUUUCUAACAGUGGGUUGUUUCUUAAAUUUGACUCAUUGGUUCGCGGAUAAUAAUACUUUACGUUAUUGCGAUUGGAGAUUAAAAAAAUUGAGAUGGAAUAACAAAUCGUUCUCAUGAAAAUAACUGAUUUUUUCAUUAAAACAAACAAAUGUUGCAUUUUAUUAAAUGGAUUGUAACAAUAAGUAUAAUUACGGCUUUUCUUCCAUUAUUUUUAACUCAGUUUGAAACUUCAAAUGCGAUAUAAUUUUGGCUUGGACCAUCUAAACUGACUGACAUCAACUUGCUAUAAUUUCUGUUUACAUUACAUCGCAAUUCGAUGACACUCUGGCUCAGACACCAGAAUGUUUUGACGAUUUUUAGCAUUCGUUUAGGAUUUUCAAACAACCUGGUCUUUUUUAAAAUACUUUUAAUUUGUUCUUACGUGGUUUUCCAGUUGUAGUGACGACAACAUUAAAGUUUAAAGAAGAAAAUUCUAACAUUUAAACCGACUAAACAAUAACACAGUAAACUUGCAUAUUUAAACAGCAACUAAAAAUGAUAGGUUUUACUAAAUCUUUUCUUGUGCAAUUAUUACUAGCAUUGGAGACAAGGAUAAUAGUUUGUUUGAAAGAGAAAAGAACAGGCUUUGAAGUAAGCCUAAAAGCGUUCAACUAGAAAUAGUAUUUCGAAAGUUAUUAAGCACAAAAGAUGCAUUGCGUUUAUUUUGAUACACCCUGUAGUUUUGAGCGCGUGUCAUUUCACAUUCAGUUUUCAUUCUGUAGGUUCAAAAUUUCCCGCUAGUUUUGGUACAUCGGUAAAGAAAUUCAUCAAGCUAUUGCUUCAUGUUCUUGGACAUUUAUACUACAGUCAUAUUGAAGAUGUCAGUGAAUUGCAGCUUCUUCCUUAUUUAAAUACAGUUUUUAUUCAUUUAAUGUAUUUUGAUAACAAAUUUUCGUUACUAGAAGCCAAAGAUACUGUUCCUUUAGACGAUCUAGCUCAAGCUAUGAACUUGAAUCUUGAGCCAAAACAAAGUUAAAAUAAUUAGAAAACGAAUAAUAUAUAUUCUAAUCUUAUAAAGAAUGGUGCAAUAGUGCUGUGUUGUUCACUGUAUAUAUGCUACUAUAAAUAUAUUAUACAUUAAUAAAUGCUAUGCUGCCCUUAAGGCUAAUAAUGAUGUGGUCGCAAGAUUACAGUGAUUUACAACCUGUAUUAUAAUUGGGGGCUGUAUCAUCCUCGCUCCCAGGGCCUCUCGGCCGCGCGCGAUCUUCAUAGGCCUUGGGACACACGGAAGCGAAUGUGCAAGAAAACUUGUAGUAGUCUCUAAAGCGCAUGCUCUACAAUUGGGACGCUUUAGCACCCGUAAUAAUUUUCAC